GUUCGGGAGCCUGGGAAGGGGAAAGACGGACCGUUUCAGUGCCAGCGCAGCAAGGGUCAUAAAGCAGAGUUUAUGAUGGGAUUUACCGCGGCUGGGAGCCUGGCUGCAUCAAGCAUAUAACGAGGGCAAAAGAAUGACAUAGCAAAAUGCAAGAGGAAAGGUGAACUCCAAGUGGGCUUGAAAUAUGGAUAAAGGGAAAACGCUCAGCUCUACGUGUGUUGUAUCAAUGGAGUAUGUGUAAGACACCUUCCUCAUUUUCAGCCACACCGCUGCUACAUCUGGAGCUUCCGGUGCAGCUUCCUCAGGGGGUGUGUGUUCUGCAGCGUCCCCAGAUGCUUUGGAGAACAGCAAAUACAAUGGAAAACAACAGAAACUAAAAGGUGCAGCCAAGUACUUCAGGACCCCGACAUGAGCCUUGGAGCAGAGUCCUAUUCCUAGCCGCGCUGAUCCUUCUGUGGAAAUGCACUGAAGCUCCCAACACAUUGACCUGUGCUGAAAUGGCCACUGUCCCCAAUGGUUUCAACAUUGACACCCCACGCUGGGACCAGAGCACCUUCAUGGGGCGCCUGAAGCAUUUCUUCAAUAUCACCGACCCGCGGACCGUGCUGGUGCCGGAGGAGGAGCUAGACCGGGCCAAGGCCCUUGUGGAAGGCUGCAGGGCUGGGCUGGUGCCACCGGGAAGCAGCCAGGAGCAGCUGCUCUACGCCAAGAAGCUGUAUGACUCGGCCUUCCACCCCGACAGCGGUGAGAAGAUGAACCUCAUUGGGAGGAUGUCCUUCCAGGUGCCCGGGGGCAUGGCCCUCACUGGCUGCAUGCUCCAGUUCUAUCGGACGGUGCCUGCUGUGGUUUUCUGGCAGUGGGUGAACCAGUCCUUCAACGCCGUCGUCAACUAUACCAACCGCAAUGCCGCCUCCCCCAUCUCGCUGAGGCAAAUUGGGGUGGCUUAUGUCAUGGCCACCAGUACAGCCCUGGCCACUGCGGUGGGACUCAACCUCUACACCAAGCGAGCGCCCCCCUUGCUGGCCCGAUGGGUUCCCUUCGCAGCCGUGGCUGCUGCCAACUGUGUCAAUCUCCCCUUGAUGCGGCAGCAGGAGAUUAUCAAUGGAGUGACGGUGACAGACAAGGACAACAAUGAGCUCGGCCGCUCCAGGAGGGCGGCGGUGAAGGGCAUCGCGCAGGUUGUGGUCUCCAGGAUCGCCAUGGCGGCACCAGGCAUGAUUAUUUUGCCCGUCAUCAUGGAGCGGCUGGAGAAAUUCGCCUUCAUGCAGCGGAUCCGGGUGCUCCAUAUGCCUCUGCAAGUGCUGCUGAGCGGGGGCUUCCUCCUGUUCAUGGUGCCAGCAGCCUGUGCCCUGUUCCCGCAGAGAUGGUACCUAUCCCACUAUUUCUCCCUCCUGUGCAGGACCUUGCGAGCCUUCCUCCUCCCCUGGCUCUUCUCUGCCCAUCCCACGAGAGGCAUGCUCCCUUGCGCUGGCUGACCUCGAGCCAGAACUACGCGACAGCAUCGUGGCCAAGCACAGGGAUGAAGUGCUGCACGUCUAUUUCAACAAGGGACUGUGAACAGAUGCUGCCUCAGGAGUCUUUGCACCCCUCCGGCCCCCUGCCACCACCAGCCCUAUGUCCCCUGAGCAGGGCUCGGAGGCAUGGUCGAACCAGAUCUGCCCGCCCCAGCCCAGUAUCAUUUCUGCCAACUCCUUCCCCCAGAGAGGCAGGAUCUGGCUCUGCAUGCCCAGCUUGCAGCAUCUUGGCUUGUCCUGAGCCAUCUUUUGCUGCCUGUGUCCCUGCCUCCCCACCUCUCUCUUGCCCUGGGUGAUGGCUGCGCUUCCCAUGCCUUCCUCUGGCUGGGCGCGGGAGGGAUCUGUCUGCUCUGUCUGAGGAUCAGCCCCACGAGGCAUCAGGCUCUCUCCCACCGGGCUCAGAGCACAGUCCUACCUCUGACAGCAGGUGCCCUGCUAUCACCCAUGUCUUCUACCAGGAACCAAACCACAUUGUUGCCUUAAACCACCGCAGUGGCCUCUUACCAAGAGCUGGAUCCCGCCUUGGCAGGUGGGAAGGGACCUGUCUUCUCUGCACAGGGACCACCUCAAAGUCCAGGGACCAAUGCUUGGACCAUGCCUUCCUUGCUCUCAGGUUCAGGUUUUAUUCACUUUUUGCGAUUGCCACAAUUGAGAGAAAUUGUUGUUGUUGUUGUUGUUAAAAACAAAUAAUUGUUUUUAAGAUCUAAUGUUUGCAAUCUACCCCUUCCUCUGAGCAUGAGAGCCAGACAUCACUGUUGUCCUGCGUCUCACUGUCCCCACAGGCCCCUUUGGACAGGAGGAAGGAGUCAUAGCAAUCACAAAGUUAUUGAGGCAUUAAUUCAGGUUCUGAUUAGCAGCACUGCAAACAACAGAGAAGAAGAUUAAAAAAAUAAAAUGCA
Columba livia (rock pigeon) is the source of this 2413-nucleotide messenger RNA. It is a transcript of the gene SFXN2, whose product is annotated as sideroflexin 2. NCBI's taxonomy places the organism in Eukaryota, Metazoa, Chordata, Aves, Columbiformes, Columbidae. The transcript has 14 exons. Gene Ontology annotation, biological process: monoatomic ion transport; serine import into mitochondrion. Gene Ontology annotation, molecular function: monoatomic ion transmembrane transporter activity. The coding region runs from base 498 to 1475 and encodes 325 amino acids. The record is from RefSeq and is a predicted model, not a curated record. Gene Ontology annotation, cellular component: mitochondrial inner membrane.